This is a messenger RNA of Lathyrus sativus (Indian pea), 1563 nucleotides long. NCBI's taxonomy places the organism in Eukaryota, Viridiplantae, Streptophyta, Magnoliopsida, Fabales, Fabaceae. The record is from the annotation of a GenBank genome assembly.
AUGGCGAACAGCAAAUAUGAGUAUGUCAAGUGUUUUGAACUUGAGGAUGAGGUGAUGUUUCCGAAUUUUAUCCUUGUUUCGAUCAAUGCUUGUAAACUUUCCAAGCCUUAUGAUGUAAAUGCCUUGAAUUUGAUGAACUCUUGUGCUGUUGCGGUGCUCGAAGAGUUUGCAGAUGUAGUCCUUGCAUAUGGGUUUAGUGAUGAGUAUACCUUUGUUUUCAAGAAGAGCACCAAGUUCUAUGAAAGGCGAGCCAGCAAAGUGUUAUCAAUUAUUUCUUCUUUUUUCUCAUCUGUCUUUGUGAGAAAAUGGUGCGAAUUCUUUCCUCAGAAGGAACUACAUUCUCCUCCUUCAUUCCAUGGGAAAGUUGUAGCUUGUGCAUCCAUCGAUGCCCUUCAAGCUUAUCUUUUAUGGAGGCAAAAUAUCUGUCAUUUGAAAAAUCAAUAUGAUCAAUGCUUUUGGCGACUUGUGGAACGCGGGAUGAGUGAGAGGGAAGCACGGGAGUUCAUCGAUGGAGCUAAGAAACGUGAUUUAAAUGAUAUUUUAUUUGACGAGUUCAAUGUCAAUUACAAUACACUGGAUCCAAUAUUUCGACAAGGUUCAUGUAUUCUAAAGACAAUGGUAGGGGCUGUGGUGAAGUACACAGAAACGGGUGCUCCAGUUAAAAGACAAAGAAGAGAGAUAAUCACAGUGCAUUCCAAGAAAAUAGCAAGCACGCGAUUUUGGAAUGAACAUUCUAUUCUUUUGAAGGAGCUUGGUGGUUUUGUGGAGGAGAUUAACAAUGUGAAGCCGGAGUAUGUGAGGUCCUUUGAGUUUGAUAGCAAGUUGAUGCCAUCUACAUGGGUUGUAGUUCGAAUAGAUGGAUGCCACUUCCACAGAUUUUCUGAGAUACAUGACUUUGCGAAGCCAAAUGAUGAUAGAGCUCUUAACUUGAUGAAUUCAUGUGCGGUGGCUGUCUUAGAAGAAUUUAGGCAGGAUAUUAUAGUCUUUGCUUAUGGGGUUAGCGACGAGUAUAGUUUCAUUCUUAAGAAAUCCACCGAUCUUUAUGAAAGGAGAGCUAGUAAAAUCAUAUCAGCCAUUGUGUCUUUCUUCACAUCCACUUACGUGAUGCGAUGGAAAGAUUUCUUCCCUCAAAGUGAGUUAAACUACCCUCCUUCUUUCGAUGCACGAGCAGUGUGCUAUCCAUCUGCCGAGAUUUUACGGGACUAUCUUUCGUGGAGGCAAGUGGAUUGUCACAUAAACAAUCAAUAUAACACUUGUUUCUGGAAGCUUGUUGCAUCGGGAAAAAGCAAAAGAGAAGCUCAGCGUAGUCUAAAGGGUGCUCAACUGCAAAAGAAAAUUGAAGAAUUGGCUAUUGACUAUAAUAAGUUGCCAGUGAUGUUCCGACAAGGAUCCUCAGUUUUUUGGGAUAGGGUAGACAAUGUUCUCAUCAAUCCGGAGAAUGGAGAGUCUUCUGAGAAUUGUGGAAAGGUCAUUGUACAACACAUUGACAUCAUUGGAUCAGCCUUUUGGCUAGAACACCCUGGUAUCCUUGAUGAAAAGAUAAAUGUGUUGAAGAAAUGUUGA